AACUAAAAGGCCAUCCUCACCUCCGCAGCUCCGCCGCAGCGCUCUAGGCGGUGAGCGUACCGCACCAUUCCCGUUAUCUGGUUGGGGUGGGUCGAGUUGGGUGGGUCACCGCCCUUUCCUUCCUCUAUCGUCGUCUCUUUCCCACCUCCACUCCACACGGAAGAGAAGGGGCUCUCUCUUUAUCUCUCUCAUACACACACACACACACAAAAACAGAGAGAGAGAUUAAGGGGGGAGAUGGUGGGGAUUUUCUCACGAUUCUCCGCGGGAAGGAGUGGUCAUCGGAGGACGAAGAGCGCACUCGAGGUAGGGGAAGCUUUGCCACAGAAUACAGAUGUCGGAGAUUCCAAUCCUGUGACUGUUUCUCUUCCUGUUUCUCAUGGAAUCGAAGUAGCAGUCGAGUUUAAGCCCGUUGCGCAUCCAGUUGAACCUCUUACCCGUGAUCAACCAGUUAAAUGCCCAUUGCCGGAGCCUUCUAUACUAAAUGAUGGAAGGAUAUGGAAAGAAAGGAUGUCGUCAGCUGGGGCGAGAGUUCGAGCCGACUUGCCUGUAGUGAAGGAAGGGUCGCACCUUGAAUCGGGCGCGAGUGGAACCAAGCCUCUAUCUGUUCAACCUCGACGGGUUAUAUUGCCGUCAGUUAGUGCCCCCGAGCAUAAUCUCAUCACAUUGCUCGAGGAAUGCAAUGCUGCUGGGAGUCAGAGUGGAGGGGAAUGAGCUCACAUGCUCCAGUGUUACUUCUUUUGUUUUGUUUUGUUUUGUUUUUUUUUUUUCUUUAUAGCCUUAUUUAUCUUCCAUGGUAUAUCUUGGGAGGUGGAUGCACACAAUUCAGAGCCCUUUGUGUAUCAAUAAAUGUGGGCGUGUUCCGCGCUCCUGUUACUCUUUCUUUUUGGAUAGCCUUGUAUCAUAAUUUAACAUCUUGUAAUAAGUUUGAGUUAACGUUAUGUUAUAGUUGGAAUGAUAGGACAGGAUGUUCGAUAUGCAA
Ananas comosus (pineapple) is the source of this 982-nucleotide messenger RNA. RefSeq lists its product as uncharacterized. The record is from RefSeq and is a predicted model, not a curated record. Lineage: Eukaryota; Viridiplantae; Streptophyta; Magnoliopsida; Poales; Bromeliaceae. The transcript is spliced from 3 exons. The coding region runs from base 238 to 714 and encodes 158 amino acids.